AUGAAGGUGUUGCUGGGUGCCGCGGUGAUUGCAGCGACCUUGUCGGCUGCUUCUGCUGCAGAAACUUGUGACCAGUGGGGCCAGACAAAGUCGGGCGACUACAUUAUCUACAACAACCUGUGGGGAUCCAGCGCGGCUACGGAAGGCGGGAAGCAGUGUACCGGUCUCGACAGCGCCUCGGGCAACACCAUCGCGUGGCACUCGACGUGGACGUGGAAUGGCGGAAACACGAGUGUCAAGUCUUUUGCUAACGCCGCGCUGACUUUUGAUGCCGCCCCUCUGACAGAGGUGACGUCUAUUCCGUCGUCGAUUGAGUUCGAGGUCAAGUACAGCGGCACAAUCAUGGCCAACUUUGUGUAUGACUUGUUUACCAGCUCGAAAUCCGAUGGCGAGAAGGAAUUCCAGGUCACGAUCUGGCUGGCUGCCAUCGGUGGUGUUGGCCCCAUUUCGACCACGGGCAAGCCGAUCGCUGAGGGGAUCGCGAUUGAAGGCACGAAGUGGGAUGUCUAUAGCGGACUGAAUGGAGAUAUGAUGGUGUACUCCUUCGUUCCGCCGACGCCGGUAGACGGCUUUGAUGGCGACCUCUUGGCGUUCUUUACGUACCUGAAAAAGAGUCAUAAAUUCGACAUGAGCCAGUACCUGAUCAAACUGGAGUGCGGUACGGGGCCGUUCUUUGGCACGGACGUGACCCUGAAGGUGUCGAAGUACUCGGCUGCUGUCAAGACGGGCAAAGGCGGCUCGAACUCACCUGUUCAGUCGAGCCCCGACGACUCGUCAGUGACGCAAGAGGACGAGAAGGCCAGUAAGGAAGUAGAAGGUGAAGCUAGAUCGAAUGUGGAUUUGACCGGUGAGCUAGAGGACACUCUAUCUCCGGAUGACGAGGCGACUGAGUCCGAAGAAGAGACAGCGGGCUCAGCGCUAUCCCCGACGGUUAAGACCCCUCCGGCGUCGAGCGAAGAUCCCUCGUUGUCCGACACCCCGAUCCUGAAAACCAAGUGCAUCCUCCGCCGCGACUAA
Molecule: messenger RNA, 1017 nt
Organism: Hyaloperonospora brassicae
Lineage: Eukaryota; Oomycota; Peronosporomycetes; Peronosporales; Peronosporaceae
Source: the annotation of a GenBank genome assembly